Molecule: messenger RNA, 2196 nt
Organism: Puma concolor (puma)
Lineage: Eukaryota; Metazoa; Chordata; Mammalia; Carnivora; Felidae
Source: RefSeq, a predicted model, not a curated record
AUGGAAAAGACCAAAACAAAGCAAGGAGAGAAUGAACAUAUACCGAUGAAUAAUCCUUCCACACAGAUUUACCAGUUGCAGGCCUUGGCCUCUGAACUGAAAACUGGUUUCACAGAAGCAAUGCAAGAACUGUCCAGAAUUCAACAUGGCGAGUAUGCUUUGGAAGAGAAGGUUAAGAGUUGCCGAUGUUCCAUGGAAGAAAAAGUUACUGAGAUGAAGAAUUCGUUAAACUAUUUCAAGGAAGAGCUGAGCAAUGCCAUGUCAAUGAUUCAGGCCAUCACUUCCAAACAGGAAGAAAUGCAACAGAAAAUUGAACAGCUUCAGCAGGAAAAGCGAAGAGAAUCUCGGAAAGUUAAAGCCAAGAAAACUCAAAAAGAAGAACAUGGCUCACAGGCGGGGCCUGCUCAAGCACAAGGAAGUCCUUUCCGUUCAAUCAAUAUCCCUGAACCUGUUCUUCCAAGUGAAGACUUUACAAACCUUUUGACUUCUCAGGCCUAUGAAAAAGCUCAAGAGUCCCGAUCCAUGCAUGUAGGAGACAGUAAUGUGAAGGGGAUGAUGGGUCCUGGAAUGAACCCAACAACUCCUGAAGCGGAAGAAAACCUUAAGCCUUGUCUUUCGGCUGAUAUCCAGCCCAAAGGCCAUCUCUCAUCUGGUGUGUGGAGGCAGCCCAAGGAUGGUAAAGAAUGGGGAGAAGAAUAUGUCACGAAAGACCACCCAGAUAAACUCAAGGACGCUGGCCAGCCCAGGCACAGUUCUCUGGAAAAUGUUUUAUGCGAAACCUCUUUAGCUGCUAAAAGACAGACCGUGGCUCUAGAACUGCUUGAAUCGGAAAGAAAAUACGUCAUCAACAUCUCUCUGAUCCUGAAGAUCAAGGCAACGUUCCAAGGGUCAGAUGGAAAGAGGAAUUCCAAAGAGAGAAGCCUCUUCCCUGGUUCUUUACGGUACCUUGUCCAGCAGCACCUCGAUUUGCUCCAUGCUCUGCAGGAAAGGGUCUUGAAGUGGCCACGCCAAGGAGUUCUUGGAGAUUUAUUCCUUAAAUUAACAAAUGAUGAGAAUAAUUUCUUGGAUUAUUAUGUUGCCUACCUGAGGGACCUACCUGAAUGCAUCUCUUUGGUUCAUGUUGUUGUUCUGAAGGAGGGUGACGAAGAGAUUAAAUCUGACAUCUACACACUGUUUUUUCACAUAGUCCAGCGCAUCCCUGAAUACCUGAUACAUCUGCAGAACGUCCUGAAGUUCACAGAGCAGGAACACCCUGACUAUUAUCUACUUCUGGUGUGUGUUCAGCGCCUUCGAGUAUUUAUCUCGCAUUACACCCUGCUGUUUCAAUGCAAUGAGGAUUUGCUUAUUCAGAAACGGAAAAAGCUCAAGAAGUCAUCCAUGGCGAAGCUGUACAAAGGCCUGGCUUCCCAGUGUGCAAACACUGGACAAGAUGCUUCCCCCACUGCAGGCCCUGAGGCUGUCCGCGACAGCGGGAUCCACUCAGAAGAGAUGCUGCAACCCUACCCUUCUGCUCCCAGCUCUGGCCCUGCUGUCACACAUUUGAUGCCUCCAGUGAAGAAAAGCCAACAACAGCAAAGCUUGAUGGAGAGCAUGCAGCCCGGGAAGCCCAGCGAGUGGGAGAUGGAGGGCAGAAAGCACGAGAGGCCCGAGAGCCUCCUGGCGCCAGCGCAGUUCUGUGCAGCCGAGCAGGACGUGAAGGCGCUGGCCGGGCCCCUGCAGGCCAUCCCCGAGAUGGACUUCGAGCCCUCGCCCGCCGAGCCGCUGGGCAACGUGGAGCCCUGCUCCACUCCUCGACACGCACUAGCUAGUAGCUACUUGCUCGUAGCUAGGGAAGAGGCAGGUGGCUCCAUCUCACAGUGGACUCCCUGCAAAGUCAGCGGCAAAGCGAAGUUCAUUUCUGCUUGCUUACCUUGUGCCUGGGAAAGGGAGAUGCAUUUAGAAGAUACCACCAGAUUCUGUCCAAAGGAAGAAAGAGAGAGCGAACAGACCUCUUUCAGCGAUCAAAACCCCAGGCAAGACCAGAAAGGGGGCUUUCGCAGCUCCUUCCGCAAGCUCUUUAAAAAGAAGUCCAGUGGAUCAGAAUACAGGGAAAAAACUAAUGAGAAUCCCUCAAUGGAUCCUUCACCCACCAAACAAGAUUUCUUCAGAAACCGACUUGCUCUUGCAAAUGACCUUGACCAAGGAACAGCUGUGUAA